Molecule: messenger RNA, 1176 nt
Organism: Kalmanozyma brasiliensis GHG001
Lineage: Eukaryota; Fungi; Basidiomycota; Ustilaginomycetes; Ustilaginales
Exons: 1
Coding region: 1-1176 (391 amino acids)
Source: RefSeq, a predicted model, not a curated record
AUGUUCUUCUCCAAGUCCGCCUUGCUGGGCGUCACUGCCCUCGCGGCUGCCACUGCUGUCUCGGCGCAGUCGGUGCCCGCCUUCACGUACGGCACGGCCAACGCCGACUACCCUGGUGUCAAGUCGACCAACAAGAACGGUCCCACCAACCCUUCGAACCCCCAGCUCAACACGGCCAUCAACCAGACCUCGCUCUCGCGCCUUGCGUCGAUCAACUCGAUCGAUGACUGGUGCACUUUCGGUCCCCCUGGCACUGGUCAGCCCCUUGCCGACGUCGAGGAGAUCACUGUGGCCUACUGCACCAAGCCGCGAAACAAUGCGCGUGUCAUCCCAGACGGCUCGGUGACCGGCGCGCACUUUGUCAAGACCCCGCUCUACGUCCAGCUCAUGGCGGUCGGCGACUUCACCAGCAUCGGCUUCAUGGCUGGCGACGAGGGUGGAGAGCUCGACCCGCACGGAGCCACCAACAUGGGCAACCCUGUGGGUGGCAACGUCACCUCGAAUGUCUCGGGUGAGGACGUUUUCUACGAGGAGUGGAUGAACUACGCCUCUGCGAACCAGAUUUGCUUCCGUGUGUGCAUUGCCGGAUCUGACGUGGCCCCCACCGCUCUCGAGUGCCAGCACACGCUCGAUGUGAUGGGCUGCAACUUUGUCAUGCCAGGCAACUACAACGACGACGUGUUCGAGACGUGCGAUGGUGAUUCGGCCUACCCCCCUGGUCUCUACCCCGAGGGCAACGGUCAGACUUCGACGUUCGUGCAGUUCUUCACGGGUGUCUACACUGCUGGUGGCACCGUUUACUCGUACACCAACGGCUCGCCGGAUGAGGUCACUCCCACUGCUGCCUACUCGACGCCCAGCACGUCCAACUGCCAGACCACCAACACCAUCUCGAACGGCAUCAAGUCGCUCGUCUCGUCGUCUACCACCACCUCGUCGUCGUCCGCGGCCAAGAGCACCUCGAAAUCGGCUGCCUCAUCGUCGUCGUCCGGCAGUAGCUCCAGCUCGGGCUCGUCCAACUCGGGUAGCUCCAACUCCGGCAGCUCCUCGUCCGGCAACAGCGGCAGCUCGUCCUCCGCAGCUUCGUCCACCAGCGGCGCUACCAAGCUCGUCAACAGCGCCUCGGGUGCCGUGCUCGCCUUCGCCGUCGUCAUGGCCGGCGCCAUGAUGCUCUAA